CAGUGGGGAGGGAAAGGCCCGGAGAUCCCCCCGGAGGAGGGGCUCCAAAGCCAGCCCAGGGUGCUCUGAGGAGGAAAGACCCACCCUGUGCCGGGAAGGCGGACGGACCUUCAUCCAGAGCCCUGACCUGAUGGUCCACGUUGAGUUUCACCCCAGAGAGAAGUCCUACAGUUGCUUGGAAUGUUCGAAGAGCUUUGGCCAGAUCUCCACCCUCUUCUUCCACCAACGGGUUCACACUGAGGAGGGCUCCAUGUGCACUUGGAAUGCGAGAAGAGCUUCAACCAGAGCUCCAAGCUUUGCACCCACCAAUCCAUGCACACUGAGGAACAGCCCUACAAGUGUCAGAAAUGUGGGAAGAGCUUCGGCCGGAACUUUCACCUGAAGCGCCACCAGAUGAUCCACAUGGGGGAACAGCCCUACACGUGUGGGAAAUGUGGGAAGAGCUUCAGUGACCAGUCCAACCUCAUCACCCACCAGCGCCUGCACACAAAGGAACGGCCCUAUAAGUGCCCUGAGUGUGGGAAGAGCUUCAGCGUCAGGUCCAACCUGAUCUGCCACCAGAAGAUCCACAGUGGGGAACAGCCCUACGAGUGUCUCAAGUGUUGGAAGAUGUUUCUGACCAGCUCACAUCUCCUCCUGCAUUGUCAAACACACACAGGGGAGAGACCCUUCCUCUGCACCCGCUGUGGGAAGAGCUUCACCCGCAGCUCCCACCUCGUCACCCACUGGCGCAUCCACAGCGGGGAGAGGCCCUACACGUCUGACAAGUGUGGGAAGAGCUUCAGGCAGAGGUGCUGCAGCAGCAUCCCCGGGGAACAGGGACAGGGCAGGACCGGGCUGGCAUCACCCUCCUGA
Molecule: messenger RNA, 855 nt
Organism: Chiroxiphia lanceolata (lance-tailed manakin)
Lineage: Eukaryota; Metazoa; Chordata; Aves; Passeriformes; Pipridae
Product: zinc finger protein 436-like
Exons: 3
Coding region: 313-855 (180 amino acids)
Biological process (GO): regulation of transcription by RNA polymerase II
Cellular component (GO): nucleus
Molecular function (GO): DNA-binding transcription activator activity, RNA polymerase II-specific; RNA polymerase II cis-regulatory region sequence-specific DNA binding
Source: RefSeq, a predicted model, not a curated record